Molecule: messenger RNA, 3207 nt
Organism: Megalopta genalis
Lineage: Eukaryota; Metazoa; Arthropoda; Insecta; Hymenoptera; Halictidae
Gene: Neurochondrin
Product: neurochondrin
Biological process (GO): regulation of neuronal synaptic plasticity; neuron projection development
Cellular component (GO): dendrite
Source: RefSeq, a predicted model, not a curated record
AGGAAUGGCGACAAUCAAACGUGCCGAAAGGUAUGUUUAACAGAUUUGAAAUAACGUCGUACAUAAGUUAAGAGCGAUCAGUAUGUAAUAUUGACUCAGGACACAGCGAAAUAUCUGCGUUGAAUUUGCGUGUCUAAUUAAUCAUUCAUUCGCUUCGUUUAUAUUUUGCUUAUUGUUUUCCUCUACGUAUGUACAUUUUGAAGAAACUUUCUGACGAUUAUGUUCGCACCUACUCUCUUUCACUUCCGUUCGGAUAUGAAGAUCGCACGAAAAUAGAAGCCUCUGUGUAACACGAGCCGACUCCCUGAUAUAGAGCUUUCUCUCGGACGGUUAUUUUCGACCGAGAUCCCACUGGUACUAUCCAGACGCUCGACAUAACGUAGAAAAAGCGUGCGAGCACGUUACUGAAAGUUUUCACGAUCCUGAGAUACCAACUUGAGCGUACUGUGUGCAUCUGCUCUCUCGAAAAUCUCGCGUGCAUUGUGCUACUUUAAAAAGAAGACUUCUUUUAGAUUCGACUUCCCUUAAUUGAAAAAGAAUACAAGGGUAUAAAUAACGAGCAACGUGUACGUUAUCCAUUUGUGCUAUAUGAUAUUGAAAAACAACGUUAACCUUAUACUGCACUGGCAAUAAUCCAUUGGUUGGUAAUGUACCCACGUUUGUGGAAUAACGUUCGUGGUGGUAGAACUUUAUUUUUAUCCUACUAAGUGAGUGUGUCAAAGGGCAAGGCUAGUUGCAGGGGGUUCGUUCUGGGAGUACUGCCAGUUGGCUUUUGGCUGUGCCAUGUGAAAGAUGCUAUCUUCAGUGAAACCUUGUUGAACUCGUCCAUAAAUUAUUAUCUGUCGAGUUGAGAGGCUUUCUUGGAGGUAUUGUUGUUGUAGAGGGCAACAUAAAACGGAGGUAUUUAAUAAUUGCGUUGGUUGUAACAAAUAAAUCGCCAAAAUGAGUAUCCCAGAAAGUGUGAAGAAGUGUGUAGCCAUAUUAAAGACUGUUGAAAAUGAUUCGGAGAAGUUCGCAGCUCUUUUUAUGGUUACAAAAUUGGUGGACAGCAAGGAUUGUACAGCUGCAGUUAAAAAGAUAUUAUUUGAAGCAAUUGGAUCCAAGUUUUUAAAGAAAUUAUUAUCCACUCAAACGGUUCCUGUGGACUGUCCCCCACAAGUGUAUAAGUCUGUAGCAUUGUCUAUACUUUCUGCAUUUUGUGGCGAACCAGAGCUAGCAAGUCACCCAGAUAUGAUUGCUCACGUGCCUGCAUUGCUUGAAAUUGUUUCCCAAGUCGACGAGGAUGCAGCAGAUGACAUGUUGAUUAUUGUCAGCGAGGCAUAUACAUGCUUGCAAAGCAUUGCACAAUAUCCUCCAGGACAGAAAACUCUACUUGAACACAAAGCGAUAUCGAAGAUGUGUGAUAUUUACUCUGAAAAAAGUUUUCAGACAGAUCAAGCAUUGAACAUCCUGGUUAUAUUGGUUGGAAGAUUUGGCCCAGAAGCUUGGGAUGCAACAGAUAAUGCACCUUUUCAUGCCAUUAUCAAUAAAAUUGCAUUCGACUUUGAAACAGAUCACACUGAAAGAAAAUUUGAAUUAUGUACAAUUUUACAAGCUUUAUUAAUGAAUUGUAGGAAAGAUGUUAUUAUUGAGACAGCUAAAGAGGAAUCUUGGCCAUCCAGUAUUCACAAGGCUCUGUCAGAUAUCCUCGGAUCUAAAAUUGGUAAAAAUCAACGUGAUCCAGCAUUGAAACUUGCUUCUGUGAUGAUGGAUAUACUGGGAGCCGAAUGGACAUUGUCGGAUAAAGAGAAACCAAAAGUAUUUUUCUUACUCUUGAUUCAACUAGCAUCUAUUGAAGUUAGAAUGCAACUAGAAGGAAAACAACUUAAAACUGUCAUGGCAAAUGUUGAUUUAAUCACAUCUUGCUUUGUUAUUCUUGAGAUUUCGCUUGCCUACAUUAUUACAGAUCAAUUGGAUUUGGAGGAGAAAGAGAAGCAGUCAUUGUAUACAGCACUGAAAGGAGCAUUUGCUGCGAUUAUAGGUUUGCUCAAUGCUGUCUCAAAAAUGAAAGAUUUGACAGAUAUUAAAGAACGAGCAUUUAUCUGUGCUGUGGUAAGAGUUUUGGCUGCUUGGCUAGCUCAAGAAACCAAAGCAAUGCGUCCCCAGAUUUACGCUAUUCUGCCUUAUGUUUUAACGGUGGCUAAUGAUACAUUUUAUGGUUACCGCAAUAGAAAGCUAGCAGAGAAAGCUAAAACGAAUGCUAAAUCCAAAAAUGAUGAAGGAACAUCGUCGGAAGAAUCAGUUCCACACGACCCUAUAAGCGAAAUUGAUUUAUUGAGACUGCUAUUGCCAGCUUUAUGUUACUUGACUGUCGAAGAAGAUGCUAGGAAAAUUUUACUUCGUCAUAAACAAGAAGAAAUUCUGUUCGAAUGUUUAUCUUAUCACUGGACGAUCGUUCAUUAUAAAAAACCACCAGUACCAAAAGCAGAAAGAUUAAAGGCAUUGAAAGAAGCAGAGAAAGGAGAAGAUCUAGAGCUUUAUGCAUCGGAAGCAAUGAAAGAUUCGAGAUCAGCUAUGGUUUCUACCUGCAAUGUUUUGAUGAACAUCACUGUAUUAGAACCGAAACUAGUAGAAGAAUCACCAACAUUUGUUUCUGUGUUAAAAUUUAUGUUUAAUAAUCUUCCAGAGCUUAAACAGAUUCCAGAGAAUUUAGUUCUACAUGGCCACUUAGCAGUUUUGGGAUUGCUGUUGUUAAAGCAACAGGCAAAAUGUGUUAAGCAAAACGAUUUCUCUAUAUGUCGAUAUAUUCAAGCAACUAUACGGUUUCUCUGGGAUGCUUAUAUAAUUGAUGAGAGCAACGAUCCAACUGAACUUGUUGUUUCUAUAAUGUAUAAAGAACGGUGGAUGGAACUGAUGGAACUAUGGUUUCUCGGAAUGCAAACGAUGGCUGGAGUUUUACAAGUAGUUCCUUGGCUCUCGCAGUUUACUUUAGAGUCAGGUUGGGCUGAAGAAAUCAUUGAAACUCUUAAGAAAGUAAAAACAGGAAGUCUUCAGCCGAACGUGAAAUCUGCUUUUGAAGAUCUUUUAUGUCAUUUAGUGAAAGCAGAUCAAAGCGUUGCUUCUGUUCUGAAGAAAUGCGGAGCUUUGACUGUUUGUCGAAAUCAUCGUAUGAUGGAGCUUGGAAAACAUCUUUUUGGGGAUUAAAAUACUGCGAAGACAGAAGUACAA